ACAACCCAAUUGCAGAGGAUUCAAAGAAAUAACUUUCUCAUCAUAUAUAUUAGAGAGAAUGGUUGGAGCAGCCAGGCAUACAGCAAACCACCUAAGAAAGGAUUAGUCUGGGGAAAAAACUUUAUCCAACAAGACAUGGCUCAUCUGACGAUCUCAGCUGGAUUCAUACUUCUGAUAUGUCUUCAAGCUGUUUCCUCCACCAAACUGGUGUGCUACUUUACCAGUUGGUCCCAGUAUAGAACAGGAGAUGGCAAAUACACAACUGACAACAUAGAUCCAAACCUCUGCACACAUCUGAUCUAUGCCUUCUCAGUAAUCAGCUCCUCUAACCAGCUGUCUACUUUCCAUUGUGAUGAAGAGAACCUCUAUAAAUCCUUUAAUGCUGUCAAGAGCAGAAACCCAGAGCUGAAGACUCUGUUAGCUGUUGGUGGGGCUAGCUUUGGAACAUCACGAUUCAGCCUUAUGGCCUCAUCUUCAGCCAGCCGUCAAGUCUUCAUCCAGUCUACCAUAGCAUUUCUGAGACAGCAUGGCUUUGAUGGACUGGAUCUGGACUGGGAGUACCCUGGAUCACGAGGAAGCCCACCUCAGGACAAGCAAAGGUUCACAUUGCUCUGCAAGGAAUUACUGGCUGCCUUUGAAAAGGAGGCUGCUGAUACCAAUAGGCCAAGAUUGCUGCUCACAGCUGCAGUGGCGGCUGGAAAGAGUUUUAUUGACAAUGGCUAUGAGAUUGCAGAAGUUACAAAGUAUCUAGAUUUUAUUUUCGUCAUGACCUAUGAUUUCUAUGGAGCCUGGUAUUCAUUCACUGGCCACAACAGCCCUCUGUAUACCCGAGCUGGCCUGUCUGGUGACCAUGUCUUCUUAAAUACUGACUAUGCCAUGAAGUACUGGAGAGACCAAGGAGCUCCUUCAGAGAAGCUGCUGGUUGGUUUUCCAACAUAUGGGCGCACAUUUCGCUUAUCAACCGCAGCUACUGGUGUUGGAGCACCGGCCAACGGCCCUGGCUCUGCUGGGCUCUACACCAAAGAAGCGGGAAUUUUGGCUUAUCAUGAGGUUUGCACUUUCCUUAAUGGAGCCACCACACACUGGAUUGAAGAGCAGAAGGUACCCUAUGCAGUCAAAGGCAAUGAGUGGGUGGGAUUUGACAACAAACAGAGCUUUGAAAUCAAGGCACAGUAUGUAAAAGAUAACCAAUAUGGGGGGGCAUUUGUUUGGUCUCUGGAUAUGGAUGAUUUUACUGGACGUGCCUGUGGUGGGGGAAGCAAUCCCCUCAUUAGUCAUCUCCGCUCUCUUCUGGUAGCAGAUUCAACAACAACACCCCCUGCAACAACACUGGCACCAACUGUUACCACAAACCAGCCCAGCACCACUACAACAUCUGCAACAACAACUACUGCAAGAGUAACACCAGCCAUUACCACAAACCGGCCCAGCACCACUACAUCUGCUACCACAACUACUACCAAAGCUACCACAACUGCUUCUGGGGGUGAAUUUUCCUGUGUUGGAAUGCCUGAUGGUAAUUAUGUAAAUCCCAAUGAUAGCAGUAAUUUCUAUCAGUGUGUCAAUGGAAACACUUUUGUGCAAGGUUGUCCGGGUGGUCUGGUUUAUAAAACUAGUUGCAAUUGCUGUGAUUGGCCCUAAACAUCUCAUGCCUCAAACAAGGCACCAUGUCUGGGCUGUACAGCAUUACCAGGGGCAUUAGGUCAGAAGUGAAUAAUGUUACAAAGACAAUUGUAUAAAAAAACAUUAUUAGAUUUGAAUAUAUUACAUAAUUAUAUAUUUUAUAAUAAUAUUUGUGAAGAUAUUUGGAAGCCAUAAUUAGGACUAUACGGGUUAAUUUGUAGAGAACAUGUAAAAAAGGAUAAUUUUUUUUGUUUGAAACUGGUAUGAUUUAAUAUGAGGUAACUUAUAGUACUGUAUGAUUGUAAGAAAUUUAAUUUGGUUUGAUGCAUCUUACAUUGUAUGUAUUUAGUUUUUGUUUUUUGAAAUCUCAGUUCAGCAAAAUCACAUAUAUGUAAUGUUUUUGCUGCACGGCUGGGUGAUAUUCUGGGUUUACAUUUUGGUAGGCAAUGGACAUCAAUGGAUCUUGAUCCAUUUGUUUACUAAAGUCAAAGCUCAGGAAGGGCUCAUUUUUGUGGAGGAAAGGUCACUUUUCUUAUCAGGCUAAACACAAAGUUAAAUACUAGUUUUGAGCAAUGUUGUGUGGGUUGUACAUUUUUCAUAGGUUUAAAACCCACUGAAAAAAGCUGAGAAGGUUACUUUAAAGCAUGUGUACUUAAAUAAUUUUCUGAUUUUGCUGUAUUUAUAUUACAUAUAGUCUCAAUACGAUUUGGGAUCAUGGACCCCAGUUCCAGAUAAUUCGGAAGAAAAUGGAUGGAACGAUGGAUAGUCUCAAUGUAACAGUAGUGUAGAUUUUGUUUAUUUAAAAUGAAUAUCAUACUUAACAGAAGGAAACAUUAACAUGUUUACACAAUUUUGUAAAUGUUUAACAUUAAAAGUAAAUGCAAGAUUCUGUUCAUGGUCUCAUUUUUAUUGUUCAUUUGCAAAUUCAUAUCGUUAACACCACCAGAUCCAAAUCAUAUUUACUACUCAUUAAACUCAUGUCAUGGAAUAAUGUUACUGCCAUGACCGCAAACUGUGAUAAUAAUGUAACUGCCACUGCUGCUGCUAUGAUACACUCUACCUCAAUAAGACUCCUUCAUUACAUGCAAUAAAUCAUCUGUGAAUGUAUGAAUUUA
This is a messenger RNA of Cyprinodon tularosa, 2738 nucleotides long. Its product is annotated as acidic mammalian chitinase-like. Bases 136 to 1641 code for a protein of 501 amino acids. Lineage: Eukaryota; Metazoa; Chordata; Actinopteri; Cyprinodontiformes; Cyprinodontidae. Gene Ontology annotation, biological process: carbohydrate metabolic process; chitin catabolic process. The record is from RefSeq and is a predicted model, not a curated record. Gene Ontology annotation, molecular function: chitinase activity; chitin binding. Gene Ontology annotation, cellular component: extracellular region. The transcript has 12 exons.